AUGAAGCUGUUGAGCGGGUUACCGUUAAGAUUGGUGAAUGCCAGUUACUCUCAAAGCGGCAGCUUACGUCUGUUAAGUGCAUCAGCAGCUAAGUCACAAAGGCCUGCAGAUAACAGAGAAGGACGUGAGAUUUACACCACUUGUCCAAUCGACUACAAUGAGGGAAAAUUCGAUAAAAUUCUUAUUGCAAACAGAGGAGAAAUUGCUUGCCGUGUAAUUAAAACCGCGAAAGCUAUGGGAAUCCAAACCGUUGCUGUGCACUCUGAUGUAGACAGUAAUGCACUCCAUGUUCGCAUGGCUGAUGAAGCUGUUUGUAUCGGAACUGCUCCAACAUCAGAAUCCUAUCUUAGAUCAGACAGAAUUUUGCAAGCGGUUAAAGAUACUGGUGCCCAAGCUGUUCACCCAGGAUAUGGUUUCCUUUCCGAGAACACCAAGUUUGCUGCAGAGUUAGAAAAAGCUGGAGCUAUUUUCAUUGGACCAAAUUCUAAAGCCAUUCUCGAUAUGGGAGACAAAAUCCAUUCCAAGAAAAUCGCCGCUGCUGCUAAAGUUAAUAUGAUUCCCGGAUAUGAUGGUGAAAUCGCUGACGAAGAAAUGUGCGUCAAGGUCGCCAACGAUAUCGGAUACCCUGUCAUGGUUAAAGCCUCAGCCGGAGGUGGAGGUAAAGGUAUGAGAGUUGCCUGGAAUGAUAAGGAGUUGCGUGAAGGAUUCCGUCUCUCAAAGCAGGAAGCUGCUUCAUCUUUCGGAGAUGAUAGAAUGUUAGUUGAAAAGUUCAUCGACAACCCUAGACAUAUUGAAAUGCAAGUUAUCUGUGAUAAGCAUGGAAAUGCUCUCUGGCUUAACGAGAGAGAAUGCUCUAUUCAAAGACGUAAUCAGAAGGUUAUCGAAGAAGCUCCUUCUUCAUUUGUAACCCCGGAAAUGAGAGCUAAAAUGGGAGAGCAAUCUGUUCAACUUGCUAAAGCCGUAGGUUAUGAUUCCGCUGGAACUGUUGAGUUCCUUGUUGACUCUAAAAGAAACUUCUACUUUUUGGAAAUGAACACACGUCUUCAGGUGGAGCACCCUAUUACUGAAUGUAUUACCGGAAUUGAUAUUGUUCAACAAAUGUUGAGAGUUGCUUAUGGUCAUAAGCUUCCUCUCACCCAAGCUCAGGUUCCUCUUCAAGGAUGGGCUUUCGAAAGCAGAGUAUAUGCCGAGGAUCCAUACAAAGGAUUCGGUCUUCCAUCCAUUGGGCGUCUUCAUCGUUACGUUGAACCACGCGAUAUUAGCGGAGUUCGUUGCGACUCUGGAAUUAGAGAGGGUUCCGAAAUCUCUAUUUAUUAUGAUCCCCUCAUUUGCAAGCUUGUGACUUAUGGAGAGAACAGAAAUCAAGCUUUAGACAAAAUGGUUCAAGCCUUAGACAACUACGUCAUUCGUGGAGUUACUCAUAACAUUCCCCUUCUCAGAGAUGUAUGUCAUGAGAAGAGAUUCCGUGACGGAAAUAUCACAACCAAAUAUCUACCAGAAACUUACCCUGAUGGCUUCCAAGGAGCAACUUUGAACACGAGCGAACAAAGAUCCGUCAUCGCUUUAGCUUCUGCUCUUAACGCUAGGAAACUUGCUAGAGCCAAGAAAUUCCUCAAUCAAACUCGUCAAAAAACCACAACUACUGAGCCAUAUAAGCUCAGCUAUAAAUUCGUUGUUGAACUUCCCACCAAGGAAAAUGAGGAAAAAGUCAGACAUAACGUCGAAGUUUACUUCAAGAAUGGUGACGAAAAGAAAGCUCGCGUUUUGGUUAAUGGCAAAAAGGUUAAAAUUGAUGGAAAUCUCAAUCUCGCCCAACCUGUUGUUCAUGUUGAGACUGAUGGAAAGCCUGUUUGCUCUCAGAUCAUCAGCAAGAAGGCUGGAGAAAUCACCAUCCUUUUCAAUGGAACACCUUUCAAGGUUAAAGUGCUCCCAGAUUCUGCUAUUGAGUACCUUCAACAUAUGAAGGAAAAGCCAAAGGUUGAUUUAUCAACUGUCAUCCUCGCCCCUAUGCCUGGAGCUAUCAAGAAUGUCUCUGUUAAAGUCGGAGAUAUGGUUGCUGAAGGCCAAGAAUUGGUUGUCAUUGAGGCUAUGAAAAUGCAGAACAGUCUCCAUGCCGGAAAGACCGGAAAGGUGAAGAGUGUAAGUGUUAAAGUCGGAUCAACUGUUGAUGAAGGAGAGCUUUUGGUUGAAUUGGAAUAA
This is a messenger RNA of Auanema sp. JU1783, 2199 nucleotides long. NCBI's taxonomy places the organism in Eukaryota, Metazoa, Nematoda, Chromadorea, Rhabditida, Rhabditidae. The record is from the annotation of a GenBank genome assembly.